AUGGCCUUGGGACCUGCUGCACUGUUCAUCUUGACUCUAUACAUCAAAGACCUGACCAUACAUGGUGCUGACACCUGCCCAGAAGUGAAGGUCCUGGAUCUGGAGGGCUCCAACAAGCUCGCCAUCCUUCGAGGCUGCCCUGGUAUUCCUGGAGAUCUAGGACCCAAGGGAGAAGCAGGUGCCAAAGGAGAUAGAGGGGAGAGUGGCCUCCCUGGACAUCCUGGGAAGGCAGGACCUACUGGACCCAAAGGAAACCAAGGAGAGAAGGGAGUAAAAGGAGAGAAAGGAGACACCGGGCCAUCUCAGUCCUGUGCUAAAGGACCUCGGGCCUGCAAAGAAUUGCUCACCCAAGGCUACUCUCUUACUGGCUGGUACACCAUCUACCUGCCAGACUGCAGGCCCCUCACUGUGCUGUGUGACAUGGACACGGAUGGUGGGGGCUGGACCGUCUUCCAGAGGAGGCUCGAUGGUUCUGUGGACUUCUUUCGGGACUGGGCCUCAUACAAGCGGGGCUUCGGCAGUCAGCUGGGGGAGUUCUGGCUGGGGAAUGACAACAUCCACGCUCUAACCACCCAGGGAACCAGGGAGCUGAGGGUGGAUCUCACAGACUUCGACGGCAAUCAUAACUUUGCCAAGUACCGCUCCUUCCAGCUCCAGGGAGAGGAGGAGAAAUACAAGCUUAUCCUAGGAGAGUUUGUCGGGGGUGGUGCUGGUGACUCCCUGACUCUCCACAACAACCAGGUCUUCUCCACCAAAGACCAAGACAACGACAAGGCUGCUUCCAGCUGUGCACUGACUUACCGUGGAGGCUGGUGGUACACAGAAUGUCACACUGCCAACCUGAAUGGCCUCUACCUUGGGGGUCCCCAUAAGAGCUAUGCGAAUGGUGUCAACUGGAAUACAUGGAGAGGGUACAACUACAGCUACAAGGUUUCUGAGAUGAAGAUGCGCCUCAUCUAG
Molecule: messenger RNA, 960 nt
Organism: Psammomys obesus (fat sand rat)
Lineage: Eukaryota; Metazoa; Chordata; Mammalia; Rodentia; Muridae
Product: ficolin-2
Exons: 9
Coding region: 1-960 (319 amino acids)
Source: RefSeq, a predicted model, not a curated record